GAAGCAGCAGAGAGGCGGGCAGGAGACGGCGGCGUUGGCGCUCGCGCAUUCCAGAAUCCGCCCAGACCCCCACCCAGAUGGGCUCCGGCCAAUUAGUUUGAGACAACGACCAAGGAUAAGAAAGGUGAUUUUAUAUAUAUUACGCUCCCUGUGAAAUAUACAAAGCUAUCGAGCGACAACGACGAGUUGGAAGUGCUGAGAUAGAAGGGAAGGAGGAACUUGCUUCGAACCAACUAUGUGGUACAAAAUAGACCCAGAUGAAUUUGAGUGCAAUUACACUCCCACAAGUUAUCCAAGGACUACUUAUCUCCUGUCCAAAACCCAGUGGGGAACAAGUCACAAGACCUGGAGGGAAUGCUGUAGCAAUGUCGACGACAGCCAUGCUGAAUUAAUCUUUAUGGAAAAUAGAAAAUGUAGCGAGAUCGUUAACCGACGGACAAAUACACCAUGUCAUAUCACUUGGUAUCUGUCUUGGACUCCGUGUGGUUUAUGUGCCAAGGAUAUAAUAAAUUUCUUGGAGGAAGAUCCAAAUGUUACGCUGGAGAUUCUAGCAGCGCGGGUGUAUAGGCCUUAUGACCAGCGUAAUCAGAAAGGCCUCAAGGACUUAGAACUCUACCUUGGAUCCAGAGUCCAGAUAUCUAUCAUGGAUCAGAAUGAUUAUCAAUACUGCUGGGGAACGUUUGUGGAUCACCAAGGGGAGCGCUAUUUUCCACCAGAUGCAGGGGACAUACAGUUUCAUUCCAGACGUCUUGACUCAAUGCUUUAUAACUUCUGAGUUGUCCCAGGUGCUCCAUAAGGUAUCUCGAACACAGGAAUGCCUAUCAGAAGACAUUCAGAAAAGCCUUAAGAUGCUUACCUGCCAUCUUUUGGCCUGAGCCAGCGGGAUUCCACAGAAACCCAGAAGAACCAACUAGAAAUAUGCAAAUCAGAAACUCCCAUCAUGGUUGCUUGUACACGUAAAAACGUUCUGGACAGUCACACUUUGCCACUGAUUAGUGACGUCCUUAUAUCCAGCAGAACCAGCUAUUAACUCUCUUGCCAAGUCUUAGUGUCUAUAUCUAUUUCAGGACCAAACUAGAUGCGAUUCCACUGACAUGCUGAUAUCACAUCAGUCCUUCUU
Elgaria multicarinata webbii is the source of this 1120-nucleotide messenger RNA. RefSeq names its product C->U-editing enzyme APOBEC-1-like. Bases 236 to 775 code for a protein of 179 amino acids. Gene Ontology annotation, molecular function: RNA binding; cytidine deaminase activity; zinc ion binding. The record is from RefSeq and is a predicted model, not a curated record. Gene Ontology annotation, cellular component: cytoplasm; nucleus. Gene Ontology annotation, biological process: cytidine to uridine editing. NCBI's taxonomy places the organism in Eukaryota, Metazoa, Chordata, Lepidosauria, Squamata, Anguidae. The transcript has 5 exons.